GGAGAGAAGUAAAUAAACUACUAUAGAAGGUACUAUGUGGGUUUUCAAUAGAUCAAAAGGGGCAUCUGGGUUUUCCUAUUCCUCCACUGCUGAAGAAGUCACCGAUGAAAUCGACGGCUCCGGUCUCACCGCCAUUGUUACAGGAGCAUCAAGUGGUAUUGGUGCUGAAACUAGCCGUGUUCUAGCUCUGCGUGGAGUUCAUGUUAUCAUGGCUGUCAGGAAUAUAACUGCUGGAAAGGAUGUUAAAGAAGCAAUAGUAAAGGAAAUCCCAGCAGCUAAAGUUGAUAUAAUGGAGUUAGAUCUUAGCUCAUUGGCAUCAGUAAGGAAAUUUGCAGCUGACUUUAUAUCAUCAGAUCGCUCAUUGACCAUGGUAAUUAAUAACGCAGGGGUGGUGGGAAUUCCCUUUAUGCUUUCCAAAGAUAACAUAGAGCUGCAAUUUGCCACAAAUCAUCUAGGUCAUUUUCUUUUGACAAAUUUGUUGCUGGACAAGAUGAAGGAGACAACAUGUAAAACAAAGAGAGAGGGGAGGAUUGUCAAUGUUUCUUCAGUAGCUUAUUGUAUGUUCACAUAUCGUGAGGGAAUUCGCUUUGGCAAAAUUAAUGAUCCCAAAAGCUACUGUAGUUUUUGGGCAUAUGGACAGUCAAAGCUGGCCAACAUACUGCACACUUGUGAGCUCACAAGACGCUUAAAGGAAGAAGGAGUGGAAAUAACAGCAAAUUCACUUCAUCCUGGAACAAUCACAACCAAUAUGUUUCGUCAUUUGGGCUUUUUUGAUGGUCUUGUAAGCAAGUUUGGAAGGUUUAUUUUUAAAAACGUUCAACAGGGAGCAUCAACCACUUGCUAUGUUGCAUUGCAUCCACAAUUGAAGGGGAUAAGUGGUGAAUAUUUUUGUGACAACAAUUUGGCGACAACAACAGCUACUGCUAGAGAUAUGGAUUUAGCUAAAAGGCUCUGGGAUUUUAGUAUGGAUUUUGUCAAGUAACAUAUAACAUUUUGUACCAGUAAUAGAGAAAAAAUAACUUUGUAUUUAAUCGUUUGUGAUGCUUAUUUUUGUAUCAUAUCUUCCGCAAGG
Molecule: messenger RNA, 1072 nt
Organism: Solanum stenotomum
Lineage: Eukaryota; Viridiplantae; Streptophyta; Magnoliopsida; Solanales; Solanaceae
Product: short-chain dehydrogenase TIC 32, chloroplastic-like
Exons: 9
Coding region: 35-982 (315 amino acids)
Source: RefSeq, a predicted model, not a curated record